Messenger RNA from Physeter macrocephalus (sperm whale), 2567 nucleotides. RefSeq names its product general transcription factor IIIC subunit 5 (gene GTF3C5). Bases 199 to 1896 code for a protein of 565 amino acids. Gene Ontology annotation, molecular function: RNA polymerase III type 2 promoter sequence-specific DNA binding; RNA polymerase III type 1 promoter sequence-specific DNA binding. Gene Ontology annotation, biological process: transcription initiation at RNA polymerase III promoter. Lineage: Eukaryota; Metazoa; Chordata; Mammalia; Artiodactyla; Physeteridae. The record is from RefSeq and is a predicted model, not a curated record. Gene Ontology annotation, cellular component: transcription factor TFIIIC complex. The transcript is spliced from 11 exons.
GCUGUCGUUUACCCCGAGCCUCGGGGCCUCACCUCGGGGGUGUGCUCCCAGAGGCCUUCGAGCCUCGCGGAACUCAGGGAUUUAGACAAACGCGAGCGGGGAGGAAGCCCGGAACGAUUCCUUCGCGGAACAGUUCAGGCGAGGCCUCUAGGAGCUCGGGGAGGGACGGCCCGCGGCGGGCCCGACGAGACUGGCAGGAUGGCGGCGGCAGACCGGGGUCCGGGGGUCGCCGUCCCCGUGGAGCUGCGGCGCGAGCAGCACAUGGUGUGUGUGGAGUACCCGGGCGUGGUGCGCGACGUGUCCAAGAUGCUGCAGACCCUGGGCGGCGAGGAAGGAGUCUCCCGGAUCUAUGCAGACCCCACUAAGAGGCUGGAGCUGUACUUCCGGCCCAAGGACCCCUACUGCCACCCCGUGUGUGCCAACCGCUUCGGUACCAGCAGCCUGCUGCUCCGGAUCAAGAGGAAGAUGAGGCGGCAGAGGGGGGCGCCGGGGACUGAGGCUAACCCCAAGGUCACGUUCGACAUAGAGAGCCUUGGCAUCGUCUCCACCGUUUACAAAUUUCAAGGAAUGUCCGACUUCCAGUACCUGGCCGUGCACACGGAGGCGGGUGGCAGGCACAUGUCCAUGUACAGCAAGGUGCUUAUGCUCAAGCCCGAGAAGGAGGGUUUCUUCCACCAGGAGCUGCCGCUCUACAUUCCCCCACCCAUCUUCUCCAGGCUGGACACCCCGGUGGACUACUCCUACCGCCCGGAGACACAGCACCGGGAAGGCUACAACAACCCCUCCGUCUCCGGGGAGAACCUGAUCGGCCUGAGCAGGGCCCGGCGCCCUCACAAUGCCAUCUUUGUCAACUUCGAGGGGGAUGAGGUACCCGAGCAGCCGCUAGAGGCUGCGGCCCAGACCUGGAGGAAGGUCUGCACCAACCCCGUGGACCACAAGGUGGAGGAGGAGCUGAGGAAGCUGUUCGAAAUCCGCCCCAUCUGGUCCCGUAACGCUGUCAAGGCCAACAUCAGCGUCCACCCCGACAAGCUCAAGGUCUUGCUGCCCUUCAUGGCCUAUUACAUGAUAACAGGCCCCUGGAGAAGCCUGUGGAUUCGAUUCGGGUACGACCCCCGAAAACACCCAGACGCCAAGAUUUAUCAAGUCCUUGACUUCCGAAUCCGUUGUGGAAUGAAAUACGGUUACGCCCCCAGCGACAUGCCCGUCAAGGCCAAGCGCAGCACCUACAACUACAGCCUCCCCAUCACCGUCAAAAAAACGACCAGCCAGCUCGCCACCAUGCACGACCUGAAGCAGGGCCUGGAUCCCUCGGGGUCGGCCAGUGCACGCAAGUCGGCCUCCAACAAGUACAAGCUCAAGGACUCGGUCUACAUCUUCCGGGAGGGGGCCUUGCCACCGUACCGACAGAUGUUCUACCAGUUUUGCGACUUGAACGUGGACGAGCUGCAGAAGAUCAUUCACCGCAAUGACGGGGCUGAAAGUCUCUGCACAGAGCGGGACGGCUGGUGCCUCCCCAAGACCAGUGACGACCUGAGGGACAUGAUGUCCCUCAUGAUCCGGCACACCAUCCGCUCCAAGAGGCCUGACAGGCCCCCAGGAGCCGAGGGCCUCUGGCUGAGACCAGCGACAGCUGGUGUGGGCGCACCCAGGAGCCGACGUCGGGACACACACGGCCUGUCUUUUGGCCCAGCUCUCUUCUCCAGCCCAGCCAAAGCUGACGGUGGGAAAGAACAGCUGACCUGUGAAUCUGGGGACGAGGAGGACGAGGAGGAGGAGGAGGAGGACGAGGAGGAAGAGGAGGAGGAGGAGGAGGAGGAGGAGGAGGGGGAGGAGGACUUCAAGCCGUCGGACGGGAGUGAGAAUGAGAUGGAGACGGAAAUUCUGGACUAUGUGUGAUGCAGCCCUGGGCUCAAGGCUGGGCCCCCCGACCAGGCCCGAUGAGGGACCCAGGACAAGCCAGGGCCCCCUGGUGCUGCCCGCAGCAGCCAGAAUGGCCCUCGGCGGCCGCGCUGAGGAAAGCAGCCGGGCACGGCUGACCCUGGUCCUGCCCGGGCUGCCCUCUGGCCCUGGGUGCCCGGGGACAUCCCGAAGGUCGUGCCCCGGCUUCGCACGGCCGCGAGCCAGCCCUGUGUCCCUCGGGCUGAGCCGGCGCCCAGCGCCUCCCUCUGGCUGAGACCCGCGAGCGCUGGCGGUGCAGCUGGUGCAGCGGGGGCGGGGCCGGCCCUGGCAGCUGCUGAGGCGAGGACGGGGCGAGGAGCCCGGUCGGUGGCCACAGGUGGCAAAGACCGCCGUUGUGUUUGGACCCCACCGUUUGGGGUAACCUGACAAAGGGCAGGCCCAGCUGGAAUUGUCCGUAUUAAACACAUCUUCCCGAGGAGUCUUGGCGUCUCAGUGGGGCUGUCAGAGCCAGGGCGGGGUUUCCUCUUGCCUCUGGGCUUGGGCUCCCGCUGGACCUCGGCUGUCCCUUCCGUCGUUCAUUCAGUGACCUGGUGGUGGGUGAGGCCGGGGUGGCUGAGAACAGGCCCGACGCCCCUCGCCGGGUGGGCCGGGUGAGAGCAGCCAGAAGU